UCCGGCCGGGGAGAAGUCGCGCCGUCCAGGAUCUCUGUGGGUUAAUUCUCCCCCUCCCCGGACGCGCGUGUUUCGGAGUGUGACGGCUUCUUUGGCUCGGGGAGUCGGGAUUUGGGUUGGAGGAGCAGACACAGCUCGCCCCCAGCCCAGCUCCCCGUCCUCGACCGCACCCCGCCAUCACCCGAGGACAGACGCGCCCCUCCCCUGCGUGCGACCGGUCCCGCGUGGCGAUCCGCCUGCCCAGGAAGCAGAGAGAUCAUCGUCGCAGGCAGAGGUGACGUCCCUGGACCACACUCCGGAUAUGGCAGGGAACGGAUCGGGCUCGUGGGAAACUGAGCCCCCCAAGGGGUCCCCGGCGCCGGAGAGGGGCGGGCCGCCGCCUUCCUACCUGGGGGACUUCGUGGGGUCGGAGGGUCUCUGGACGUCCCCGGUCCCCGCCGUGGUUUCCUAUCUCCUGCUGCUCGUCUGCCUGGUCGGGCUGCUGGGCAACGGACUGGCCCUCUACCUGUUCGGCUUCCGCGUCAAGAGGAACCCGUUCACCGUCUACGUGCUCCACCUGGCCGCCGCCGACCUGGCCGUGCUCCUCUCCCAAGCCGUGCGCGCCGUCGAAGACGUGGGCUGGCCGGAGGGCCCCUUGGCGGCCUACCUGCGCUCCGUGACCACCACCGUGGGGGUCUUGGCCUUCCUGGCCGGGGUGAGCCUCCUGGCGGCCCUGAGCGCCGAGCGUUGCGCUUCGGUGGUCUUCCCGCGCUGGCACCGGGGCCGGCGGCCUCCGCACCUGGCGGCCACCACGUGCGCCCUGCUCUGGGCUCUGUCCUUCGUGUUGACGGCCGCUCACACCUACCUCUGCGCCUUCCUCCCCCAGGCCGGCGGCCAGCGGGCUCCCUGCGGCCGCGUGAAGGUGGCCCUAGGGGUCGUGACCUUUCUGAUCUUCACCCCCGUCAUGGUCCUGUCCAGCCUGGGCCUGAUCGUGCGGGGCCAGUGCCUGGAGCGGAGGCCGCGGGGCGAGAGGCUCAGCCACGUGGUCCUGUUGGCCGUCUCCGCCUUCCUCUUCUGCUCGCUCUUCAUGAGCGUCAACUGGUUUCUGUCCUGGGUCUUCGCCAUCCCGGCGCCCUACCCGGGCUACGUGGUCGAGCUGUUCGCCUGCGGCCACUGCGGCGCCAAACCGGUGCUCUACUUUCUGGCCGGCAGGGACCGGCCUAAGGGAUUUUGGGAACCGCUGAGCCUCGUCCUUCAGAGGGCUCUAGGGGACGAGGCCCAGGCCGGCCCGGGGGACGGCUUGACCCCCAACACCGUCGCCUUGGAGAUGCAGUCGGAGACGCAGCUGGGUAAGGGCGGGGACCCCGCCUGAGAGGGUGGG
Messenger RNA from Ornithorhynchus anatinus (platypus), 1360 nucleotides. RefSeq names its product mas-related G-protein coupled receptor member F. Gene Ontology annotation, cellular component: membrane. The transcript has 3 exons. The record is from RefSeq and is a predicted model, not a curated record. Bases 302 to 1351 code for a protein of 349 amino acids. Gene Ontology annotation, biological process: G protein-coupled receptor signaling pathway. NCBI's taxonomy places the organism in Eukaryota, Metazoa, Chordata, Mammalia, Monotremata, Ornithorhynchidae. Gene Ontology annotation, molecular function: G protein-coupled receptor activity.